GUUUGUUAUCGAUAGGAACCGACAGAACUUGGAACCAUUUCUUUGGGGGGAACUCGGACUUUAAGCUCGUGGAAGCUCCAGAAUCAAGUUUUUAGGCCUUGACUUCGAUACCAUUUUCCCCCUUCCCUUUACAAAUUUACAGACAAUAUGGACGGAUUAACGGCAGCCGAGUCGCGCGAGCUUGAGCAGCGCAUGCAGAAGCAGCAAAUGAAGGUCUUCUUUGGCCUCUUCAGCAACUUAGUUGACCACUGCUUCAUGUCCUGCGUCGAUGACUUCACCUCCAAGUCCCUGACGGGCCGCGAGUCCGGCUGCGUCGCCCGCUGCGUCCAGAAGCACAUGGCCUUGUCCCAGCGUCUUAGCGAGCGCUUCCAAGAGCACAACGCCCAGAUGACCCAACAGCAGCAGCAGCAAGGCGGGUUCCGAUAAACCCGGAAUUUACAAAGGAGGCUUUGCCCCUCCUCCCCUCCCUCUCUUCUCCUUAGGGAUGUAUGUACGUUAUGCUCGUUAUGCUCGGAGCUUCGAGUUUUCGAGGCGGGAUAGCUGAUAUGGGCUUGAACUGACGAGGACUGGAUAUGUUGUCCAUGUCCUAUAUGAUACAACAUGGAAAACCUCGGCUUAGGCUAUGCAGCCUUGAUUGUGAGCGCUGUUAAGGUGCAAUGUUAUCCGCGGGCGAAGACGCCGAGGUUGGGAAUAGCCUCGAUGUAUUUAAUAGGGAACUACAUAAGGGGUUCCCAUUUGGGUUAAUACCCUGGCUCUAGAGUUGAGCCUCGAAAAUUACUAUUUCAACUCCCGUACAACAAUUUCUACA
This is a messenger RNA of Daldinia caldariorum, 808 nucleotides long. Its product is annotated as mitochondrial intermembrane space translocase subunit. Bases 148 to 426 code for a protein of 92 amino acids. The transcript has 3 exons. NCBI's taxonomy places the organism in Eukaryota, Fungi, Ascomycota, Sordariomycetes, Xylariales, Hypoxylaceae. The record is from RefSeq and is a predicted model, not a curated record.